AUGUCGUCCAGUAUGACGUCGAGCAUGACUGGAAUGGGUCUUGGAGGAAUUACGGGAUUGACCACGGCAAUCAGUACCUUGAGUUGUGUGAGGGAACCGCAAAUAACAAUUGGAGGUAUGCCGUCGAAUUACGUCCCGGGAUUAUCAGCGUCUUACAAUAUCUCAAGUUUCUGCCAUCGCCCGGGGCAAACGCGGCGCUGCCCCAUGCAGCGGGCCGGUCCUUCGGCUCAACACAGACCUGGACGAUCCCAUAGCACUGGCGCGCUGCAUCGCAUGAAGUAUUCUUCGCGGAACAGCCCAAAUACGCAGUAUUCUCACAACCUUAUUUGCAAAUUGGCUGAUCAAAAUGAACGUCGACGUCGCCAUGACACAAUGGAGAUGAUACCUCAGAAUUAUUAUUCGCAACAACCACUAAAGGUGGAAUUAACAGAGUUUUACUCAAGGGACAAUUCUAAGGACCAUCAUACCGAGCAAUAUGAGCUGGUGAAUGAUAGUAUCUUGCCGAAUCCUGUGCUGCGAAGGGGACAAAACUUUUUCUUUGCUGUUCGUUUUGAUAGGACUUACGACAAGCAACAGGAUGUGACCCGCAUCGUAUUUUGCUAUGGUCCCAAACCAAGUGUUACAAAAGGAACGCGAGUGGUAUUGUCUGUGAACUGGAAUACGCAACAGGGGAUCUUUCAACAUUCGCGGGAUAUGAUGGGGUUGGGCAUGGCAAGACUGCAAGAUAUUAGCACAACUGCAGCUCCUGUAGGCACGGUGGGCACAGUAGGCACGAUAAGCACCAUAUCUGCAAUGAGUCCAAUAUGCGGCAUACGAGAAACUGCAACAUACGGUGUUCGACGCAGCUCAUUUAGCAACGAAACAAUGUCUUUGCAACACAGCCCACUUAGUCCUCCUGGACCUAUAGAACGUCCGGUGAUUGAACGGUACGGUGCCACGACGCAACAUUCUUCAUACGGCCGCAGUUUCGGUUCGCUUCAUGGAUCUCAUCAUGGUUCUAUGAACAAUCUGGCCUCUAUAAGCCAUGAAAUGGACAAAUGGGAACUAAGCGUUCAGCGCCAAGAUGGCAACACUAUUACGUUCCAAGUACAUGUACCAGCUACAGCCCCAGUAGGAGUUUGGAAUUGUUGGGUUCAAACAAGUCGAGUCGGACAGCGUGACAAUCGCAACGAUUACAAAUGCGAUGAAGAUAUCUAUAUCUUGUUCAACCCUUGGUGUCGCGAAGACACUGUUUACAUGGACAACGACGCGUUUAGAAAUGAAUAUGUACUUAACGAACAGGGGAAGAUUUGGUGCGGAACUUGGCGUCAGCCGAAGGGACGCAAAUGGAUUUACGGCCAGUUUGACGAUGUUGUGUUACCGGCUUGCAUGUAUUUGUUGGAGCGCAGUGGACUUGAGCAUUCAGAACGCGGGAAUCCAGUUCGAGUGUGUAGAGCUAUUUCAUCAAUGAUUAGUGCUAACGCUGACGAUGACGGCUUAAUGGUCGGACGAUACGAUGGAGAAUACAAAGACGGUGUGUCACCUCAUGCUUGGACUGGUUCAGUUGCUAUUCUCGAACGCUACCUUACGGAUGGCGGUCGGCCCGUCGAAUAUGGCCAGUGCUGGGUGUUUUCAGGGCUGGUUGUUACGAUUUGUCGUGCUCUAGGAAUCCCAUGCCGUUCUGUUACCAAUUAUGUAUCUGCUCAUGAUACAAGCCGCACGUUUACGGUCGAUAAAUACUUUGACCGUGAUGGUAACGAAGUACCGAACGGCCCCGACGAAGAUUGCUAUGACUCGUGUUGGAACUUCCAUGUUUGGAACGACGUUUGGAUGCAGAGGUUGGAUCUGCCACAAGGGUACAGCGGCUGGCAAAUUAUUGAUGCCACUCCUCAAGAGGAAGCGGAAGCAGUCUACCACUGUGGUCCUGCUAGUGUAGAGGCUGUGCGCCGAGGUGAGGUCGGAUUCCAGUACGAUACGCCAUUCAUGUACGGCCAGCUGAACUCCGAACUGUGUCUUUUCCAAGAAGAAGAAAAUUCUGAUUGGGGAUUUGUUAGGAUGUCGUCCAAUCAAUAUCAAGUGGGCCGUAAGAUCCUCACGAAGAAUCCCAGCCGCGAUGAUGAUGAAGGUGAUAGCGAUCUGCUCGAAAUAACGCCCGAAUAUAAAACCGUAGACAGCUCUUGUCCCGAACGCCUUACGGUUAUUGCUUCUUGUCGAGGGUACCAACGGUUACAGCAGUACUAUGAAUUUCCGGAUCGCAACCUCGAAGACGUUCACUUCGAUCUAAUGGACAUUGAUGUCGUACCGUACGGUCAGCCCUUCGAUUGCACUAUGAACAUACAGAACAAAUCUCAGGAAGAUCGCACAAUAAUAUGCGUAUUGACCGCGUCAGCCUGUUAUUACACUGGAGCUAUUGCGUCAAGACUUAGACGAGCUCAGGGAGAGUUUAUUGUUCGUGCUGGACAGAGGGAAGUCCUCAAGUUACACGUUACACCCCAAGAGUACAUGGAUAAGCUCGUGGACCAUGCGAUAAUAAAGAUUCAGGCCAUGGCAUAUGUGAAACAGACACGACAGGCUUGGGCUGAUGAGGAUGACUUCCCACUUCACAAGCCGAGGAUGCAAGUGCAGGUUAGAAGUCAGCCGAGCGUAGGCCAGGAGUGUUCUGUGACAUUCAGCUUCCAAAAUCCCUUGACUGUCCAUCUCACCGACUGCUACUUUACCGUCGAAGGACCUGGUGUGCAAAGGCCGCGACAGAUUCGGUUCCGUGAUGUAAAACCGGGCGAGUUGGUGAACUACCAGGACAAGUUCAUACCCCGGCGUAGCGGUGAGCGCCGGAUCGUGGCGACAUUCUCGUCGCGGCAGAUGGACGAGAUUUUCGGCUGCACCGUGGUCACCGUGCGCGGCUAG
This is a messenger RNA of Parnassius apollo (apollo), 2883 nucleotides long. The record is from the annotation of a GenBank genome assembly. Lineage: Eukaryota; Metazoa; Arthropoda; Insecta; Lepidoptera; Papilionidae.